Molecule: messenger RNA, 635 nt
Organism: Olea europaea var. sylvestris
Lineage: Eukaryota; Viridiplantae; Streptophyta; Magnoliopsida; Lamiales; Oleaceae
Product: peroxisomal fatty acid beta-oxidation multifunctional protein MFP2-like
Exons: 5
Coding region: 52-339 (95 amino acids)
Biological process (GO): fatty acid beta-oxidation
Cellular component (GO): peroxisome
Molecular function (GO): (3S)-3-hydroxyacyl-CoA dehydrogenase (NAD+) activity
Source: RefSeq, a predicted model, not a curated record
CCACAAAAACAUCGAAAGUUGACUUCAUUGUCUGACCGUGAGAUAGUUGAGAUGAUCCUUUUUCCUGCUUUGAAUGAAGCCUUCCGUAUCAUUUCUGAGGGAAUAGCAUUUGGGACGUCAGAUCUUGAUGUUGCUUCUGUUAAGGGAAUGGGGUUUCCAGCUUACAGAGGAGGAAUCAUUUUCUGGUCCAAUUCUUUAGGCUUCACAUAUAUUUAUUCAAGAUUGGAUAAAUGGUCAAAGGAUUAUGGAGAUUUUUUCAAGCCUUGUGCCUAUUUAUUGGAGCGUGCUUCCGAUGGGACCUUACUGGAUCAGGUGGCGCAGACUAAAUCUCAAUUAUAAGAUCCGUCGUGCCAUUUAGUUUCAGCUUAGUGUGAUGGUCAACACAAGUGGUUGUGCAACGACCCUUGAAAGUGUUGUUGAGGGAUCAACGGAAAAAUCUAAGCGAAGGCAUGGACGAGGCUAUGUCACCAUAAAUAGGAUGGAAAAUGGUGGAAGUGGUGAACUCAUGAAUAUAUAGCAGGAAUACUCACGAGACUAUUUUCUGUUAAUACUACAAACUUUUUAGUAUUUCUGGGUAUUGAAACAUAGCUACAAUCUCCCGUUUUGGCUACUAAUAAUAUAUUUCAAUCAUGCUA